Messenger RNA from Spodoptera littoralis (African cotton leafworm), 1083 nucleotides. The record is from the annotation of a GenBank genome assembly. Lineage: Eukaryota; Metazoa; Arthropoda; Insecta; Lepidoptera; Noctuidae.
AUGGCCGGAGAUAAUUUAACCGCACUUCUCAAGAAGCCCAAGGAUUUGCAGCUGGUACAAACACCGAUACCAGAAAUAGCUGACGAUGAGGUACUACUUCGUAUGGACUGUGUGGGUAUCUGCGGGUCUGACGUGCACUACUGGCAGAGUGGUGCCUGUGGACACUUCGUGCUCAAAGAACCCAUGAUUAUGGGACAUGAAGCUUCUGGAGUCGUCGCCAAGCUGGGUGCUAAAGUGAAGAACCUGAAGGUGGGUGACCGUGUGGCCAUCGAGCCUGGUGUACCCUGUCGCUACUGUGAGUUCUGCAAGACCGGCCGCUACCACCUCUGUCCAGAUAUGGUAUUCUGUGCCACCCCUCCCGUCCACGGCAACCUCGCUAGAUACUACAAGCAUGCUGCUGACUUUUGCUACAAACUGCCAGACCACGUGACAAUGGAAGAGGGAGCGCUUCUAGAACCAUUGUCAGUUGGCAUCCACGCGUGUAGACGUGCAGGCCUGACCGGAGGUCACAAUGUACUGGUGCUGGGUGCCGGACCUAUUGGGCUCGUCACCAUGCUCUCUGCUAAGGCCAUGGGAGCCAGCAAAGUUCUCAUUACAGAUGUACUGCAGUCUCGACUGGACUUCGCUAAGAAGCUAGGAGCUGACGCCACGAUCCUGUCGACCAAGGACACCAGUGAAGCUGACAUGGUGAAGAAGAUCCACGAACUGCUGGGAGACCAGCCUGACGUCUCCUUCGAUGCCAGUGGAGCACAGGCUACUGUCAGAAUGGCUAUGUUGGCGACGAAGUCAGGUGGCGUGGCAGUGCUGGUAGGUAUGGGUGCGCCGGAGCAGACCGUGCCGCUGGCCGGCGCGCUCGCUCGGGAGGUCGACAUACGAGGCAUCUUCCGAUAUGUUAACGAGUACCCAAUAGCCCUGAACAUGGUAGCCAGCGGAAAGAUCAACGUGAAGCCGCUAGUAACUCACCACUUCAGCUUGGAAGAAACUCUUCAGGCAUACGAGGUGGCGCGCCAGGGUGCCGGGAUUAAAGUCAUGAUACACGUCCAACCCAGGGACACCAACAACCCACUGCAUUUCCAACAUUAA